This is a messenger RNA of Trichoderma asperellum CBS 433.97, 702 nucleotides long. NCBI's taxonomy places the organism in Eukaryota, Fungi, Ascomycota, Sordariomycetes, Hypocreales, Hypocreaceae. The record is from RefSeq and is a predicted model, not a curated record.
CGGCGGUUUAUGUGGAAAUUACCCUUCUGGUUCCCCUCAUUGCAACCCACUCUCUUCAUUUCAAAGAUUUUGCAGCAGACUUAUCUUAUGUAAAUGGCUCAAAUGCUGAAUGGCAUUAUGGCCCAUCAACUCAGCUACCUCUCCAUUCGUUAGGUUAUCUUAGCCAAUCAAGGUCAUUAUAUGAAACAUUACUACACAAACCGUUACCAUUUAUGUAGAUUGAUUAAUUCUUGAUAUGGAGAGCGACCCAGGUGUAAAUCACAAAUCUUUAAAGUCAUAUAUUGUAAAAUUAUGGCUGAAUCUACGUACAAGGCACAGCUGAAUGCAAAACUAAUCGUGUAUGAUCACAUCGUAUUUGAUUUCUCCCUCGAAGAUGGCGCAGAUAUCAUCAUCGUCCCUACUUGCUGGAUGCUAGACGAAUCUCACGCCUAUGGCCUAAAACUAAACCUUAACUAUGAAAGUCUAGUUUUAAACACAAUUAUAACAUGGCGUUGCUUUGAAAAUGCGUGUGCCGUUGUGUUUGCACAUGAUGGGGGACCAUCAGGCACGUUUGUUGGACUCUUUGACAUUUUUGAGCCCUGUCAAUGGGAUUUGGAACAGUUCGAGAGUUACUUCAUUGUUGAGAUCGAUGUGGAAAAUUGGAAGCGAGCGGGGCUUAACAAGGUGCGAGAGGAUCUGGCGGAAAAGGAUUGGCAGUAUUGA